This is a messenger RNA of Pungitius pungitius (ninespine stickleback), 3843 nucleotides long. RefSeq names its product transmembrane protein 132A (gene tmem132a). Lineage: Eukaryota; Metazoa; Chordata; Actinopteri; Perciformes; Gasterosteidae. The coding region runs from base 24 to 3173 and encodes 1049 amino acids. The record is from RefSeq and is a predicted model, not a curated record. The transcript has 13 exons.
AAGCUCAUAAAUGGACCUUGGACAUGGUAAUGCUGAAUACUUCAAUGUUUUUGCAUGUAGAGAUGGCAGAUUUGAGCUGGGCCGGUGUGUGCUGGGGCAGAAGAGGACUUAGCAUCCUGCUGCUCUUUUGGAUUUUAGUCCCUCCAUUCCUCAUGCAGCCUCCUCUCCCUCUCUCCCUGCCCGUCCACAUGUCGGUUGUCCCUCCGGCCUGGCAGUUCCUCCCUCUAUCUCAGGUGGAGCUGGGCCCUCUUUUCUCCAACUUCACCCCCUUCUCCUCCUCCCAAAGCCUCUUCAUGGUAAGCCCGCCUGGUAAUGCGCCCACACCAGGUUUCCAGGCUUCAUUUGGCCCUUACUCAGUUACACAGCUCCUAUCAGAGCCUCUCCUCCCUCUGUCUCCCCUUCUGUCUGCAUCUCUCCUCUCAGAGCAUGUGGAGAGCGAAAGGGAUAAGAGCGGCCACGCGAGGUUCAGGGUGAGGACACUGUUUCACAAGCAAGGUGAAAACAGCACCCAAGGGACGUGCGUCACCCUGCAUGCCUUCAAGGAGACUGAGGAGCACAAAGCCUCGUGUAUCACACAGCCUCCACUCGGGCUCUGCGUGGUAACUCUCACACUGCCUAGGGAUUGGUUUGAGGAUCAACACACUAACCAAUCACAUCAGGAUAUGGAAAAGUGGCCCAGUAACACCUACCACCGCCGCUGGAUGCAAACCCGAGAACGGCAGCGGAGAGGGCAUCGUCGCGGCAACGUGGCCAACCAACCAAGAUACCCUCUAGGUUUUGAUGAGGACACUCUGGGCCAUUUUCCAUGGGCCCUCAGAUACCAACGGGCUCCCAUCACAAACCAAAUACAACUUUACUACUCCUCCUCCGACACCGUGACUGACCUAGAUCUGACACCACCAAGAUGUGUGGAGGACAGAGGAGCCCAGUCCCAGAGGCAGCUCUUCCACAUCAAAGCAGUGACUCUGAACGAGGAAAAGAGAAAGCAGAGCAGGACCAAAGAAGAAGAAACAUGCCUGAACACGCAGGAAGAGGAAGAGCUUAGCCUGGACCCCCAUGUCAUGAUUCGCUAUCACAGGGGUCCUGUCGUGAUAGGACAGCCCAUCCGAGUGUCUUUGAAUCUGAGAGCUAACUUCAGUGGGGAGUUUGUUGUCAUAAGGCUAAAAGUGAAAAAAGGCUUGGUGUCAAUGGUGGCCCAGAAAACUCUGACCUCUGACCUGUGGGCAGUGACCCUGGAGCGAAGCCAAGGCUCCAAACAUGACGUUGUGACCAUCCUGUGCCACAAACACAGCACACACAGGCACACACACAAUCCCACAUCACUACACCAGGUGGUUUGUCUGUCAGUCCACGGCCUGAGGCGAAGCUUUGGUGUCGCAAUGACGGUGUCUGCUAACUGGUGGGUGGAGUUCUCCGGGCAUGUAAAGCCCUUAUGGCCACAUGGAGCAGCAGUGAGCAUCUUCUCAUUUGCUGAUCGACACAUCUUCAGCAUCGCCCCCAUCACAGAGAGUAACACGAUCAUCAACACAGCCAUACUGACCAACCAGCCAGUGUCACUUCCUGUCAUUGUGCUGGCCAUAGACCAUGCUGGGAAGGUGUCAGAUGUCACCUCUGCAGUCACGUGCCACUCUACCAACGAGAACACUGUUAAGGUGUCCACCGAUUGUUCCACCCUGUUUGUGGAUGGCAGCGAAUCGGGGCUGGGUAACACCUGUGCAGUGGUGGAGUUUCUACUGGGUGUGCUUCGGGGCUCCGUGUGUGUGGAGGUGUGGGCUCCUUCAGUGCCCCUGCAAGUGUCCUUAGCAGACCCUGUUCUCAACGUCAUCGAUGGCUGGAGCCACUUCACAAAGACAGGGUGUGUACCGGUGUAUCAACGCUCCUCCCUUCAGGUUCUGACUCGGUUCACAGCUCAGGAUUCUCAGGGGAGAACCACACACCUCCUGAGCUCAUCCGAUUGGUUCGUGGAUGUCACAGACUUGGUCCGUAACUGGCUGAGAGUAGAAGACCCUCGAGUGGCUUCCCUCGGCGCCCACAACGACCUGAUUGGUUUACAUCCAGGAAAGACGUCACUCCAUAUCGUCUCCGAGCAGUGGGAUGGCGUGCUGGGGAGAUGUGACAUCACUGUGACCUCUGACCCCGUAACUCCUGGGGACCUGUCUGUGCAAGUGGUCAGUGGCCUUGGCAUGUCAGUCACUGCUAGCCCAACACAUCCUUCCAUUGUAACAACGACAGUAACUGCCUACAACAUCCUCUACAACCGCCAUCAGGAAGCUUCCAUCAGUGUCUGGCUCCAAUUCAGCGAUGACACCGCCUCCCUCCUCUCCUCCUUUAGUGACCUCCCCUUCUUUUUACGUCUCUCCUCAUUGGCUGAGACGGUGGUUGUUGUGAUGCCCGGUUCCAGCCCACGCAUUUUGGCCCAAGGGGAUGGAGGCGGGCCUUUACUGCCUGCAGAACUUUUGGUUUCAACCUGCACUGACAAGCCAAUCACCUCCAACUCCAUCAGUGAUAGGGAUUGGACGGUAACCGGUGGAGGAAGCGGGACCAGGAGGCUGGCAAAGGGAUCUGGUUGGAUAAGAGUCAACCUAGACUUCCUGCAGCCAGAAGGGGAUAAGGACGAUGAUGUGGACAGGUUUGACCUCGACUUUUCAGGCACGCCGGAUGAAUCCGACAGCAUCUAUGCAUCAAACUUUGAUGAGGCCAAAGGUGAGAAAGAAAACAGUGACUAUUAUGACAAAAACAGUGGGAAGAGACCUGAUAGGCACUGGAACCAGGUGGGGUAUGGAGAGAUGGUCAGACGGAACAAUCUAGAAAGAGCUAUGCUGAUGCCCAGCCAGGAGGAGGGCGCCGUGUACUUCUCCCCCAGCCAGGAGAAAGACGGAAAGGGGGAGGAGGAGGCGGAAGGGCAAGGAGCUAGAGAGCUUGAGGUAGGACUGGGUGCUGUCCUCUCUCUGCUCGGUCUCUGCGCUGUCCUCUUCUUGGCAAACUGUCUGCCCUGUGCCCUGCGAGACCGGAAGAGGACAGCCCUGGAGAAAGAGAGGGAGGGAGAACUGGAGGGAGCUACAAGAGAAGAUGAGGAAGACGAGUGGAAUAAAAGAGACUGUGAAGUGCAGAUGAAGCAGCAGGAUGAGACGAACAACAUUGAGUUAGAUAAAGAGGUAGAGAUCAUUUGCUGAAGUAUGCACAGGCCCAGCUGAACUGUAGCUCAAACCUGGACUCAGAAGUAACAGAAAGGUCAUCAAGGUAAUAGCACACUAUGUUGCUGUCAUAUUACACUAAGAGACCAUUGGAUGUCCCCUCUAAAAGGACAUUCCCACACAUUACAUAGAGGGAAUCAUAUUUCCUUCUAAAGUAAAAAACAACAAAAUACUUUUUUAUCUUAAACUACUGUUAAUCUUCCAUGCCAAACUAAACAUAUUUUGGCUUGAGAUGAAGACAUUUGUGAAACAGGCCACAAACGCAACAAACGGACAGAAGACAAACAUUCUGACCUGUCCUCCACCCUCACCUCCUCUCGAUGUCAACUAUUAACUUUGUCUGUGAUACAUCGAAAGCAAAUGUGUUUCCCUCCUAAAGUAUUUUGCAAUGCAGUUGUGUUGUGUUGAAUGGUGAUGUCAUUUGUAGAAGACCGUGUUUAGCAAGUUAGGCAGUAAGUAUCAGGCUGUAUAUAUGAAUAUUGGGGCACUUGAAAUGAAUAGCUCAUGUCUGCUCACUUUUUUCACCAGAUGGAAGAGAUCAAUAUUUAUGAUUGUAGGAGAUGGGAGAGAAGGCUUUGUUUAAUAUAACUUGACAACAUGAGUUCCUUGGGAUGCCUCGCAAAUCAUCCUGAACAUCAGUUUGCCCACA